Molecule: messenger RNA, 2421 nt
Organism: Entamoeba invadens IP1
Lineage: Eukaryota; Evosea; Mastigamoebida; Endamoebidae
Exons: 1
Coding region: 1-2421 (806 amino acids)
Source: RefSeq, a predicted model, not a curated record
AUGACCAUUGGGAAACUCCCACCCUCUGUCACUAUAACUCCAAAAUGUGGGAAAGUAACCAAAACUGCCACACGUGCUCAAAAUGAAGCACCAGAAGUACGACAUGUUGGUAAAGUUUCGAAAAUACACACCGCUCCUGUUGUCGAAACACAAGAAAAACAACCUGAAAAGCCAAAGUGUGGGAAAUGCGGGAAGAAAACAACAGUGAAAGUAGAUGAGAAUAUUGAAAAGGUUGAAAAGGUUGAAGAAAGUACAUUACCAAUUCAACCCAAGUUUGGGAAGUGUUGUAAAGUAUCAAAAGCAAAGAUUGAAGAAUCACCCAACAGUAAUGAAGUCGUUGCACCCAAACCAACUGAUAAAAUAUCAAAAGUGAAGACUGAGAAAGUAGACGACGUAAAAACAGGCAAAGUUGGUAAACGAAGUACUUCAAAACCAAAAGGAGAAGAGCCUGAAAAGCCACAAGAAAACUCGGAAACAGUCGAAUCUGUAUCUUCGAGUCGACCAACACUGUCGGGUAAAAUUUCCAAAGUGAAAGUUGAGAAAGUGGCUGAAGAAGAAGAAAAAGUGGAGCGAAAGGUUAUUCUCAAUCCAAAAUUCACUGGAAAAAUUUCGAAGAAGAAAGUCAGUCCUGUUCGCGAGACGCCACUUUGCGACUUAAAACUUGAAACUCCUGACAAGCCACAACGUUCAAAAGUACCAAAUGAGCCACAGAGAACUGACGAUGGGGAGUAUAUCGUCUUGACCAGACAUUCUUUUAGAAGGGAUGAAAAGACUGGGAUGAUCAAAGAGUACUCCACAAGUGCACAAGACACUCCAAAGACAGUAGAAAGGUUUUUGAAAGGUCCCGUUCAAAAUGCUGAUUUAGAAUAUUUAGUAUUAACAAACUAUUCAUUCAGAAGAGAUGAAAAGACGGGGAAGUUAGUAGUUUUAAAUGACACCUCCAAGCAACACGAGAAAAGUCUGAAGAAGACAACUCGUCGCAAGAAAGUAGUUAAAAAGAUUGUGAACGACAAAUUAGUCCAAAACAGACUUGUUUCGAGUGAAGACAGUAAGUUCGUUGCUACAUUCUUUGCUCAUAAAGGGUGUAAGAUCGCAGUUGCGUCGUCUUCAUUUGUACAAGGAGAAGGGUAUGUCGCUUCACUUUCGAACGCGGAGUACCCCGUCACAUGUAAGAGUGCGUUUAGACGAUCUGCAGAGACCGGCGCACUCGUUGCUCCAAAGUUCGCACAAACUGCAAAGAAAGUUGCCAAGAAGAAAACAGCAAAGAAGAAAGAAGUUAAAAGAGCAACUGCGGAAGACGAGAAGCGAUUUGAGGCCGAGUUUAAACCAAUGGUCACUGUUGUUGAACCAGAAAUCGAGCAACCCGGCUAUUACAGAAAGAUCAAAUUUGAUACUAAAAAGUACACUCGUGACGAGACUCCCAUUUACUUAGGAAAGUGCUUCCGCCGAAGUAAAGUGGAUGGCAGUGAAAUUGAAUUUAAAUACGCAACUCCACUCGAUGAGGAUACCAAUACAAAGACUGAAAAAAGUCCGUCGCCAAGUGCGCCAAGUGGAAAGACGGCCAAAAAGGUAGUGAAGGGUGCCACUUCUGGGAAGAUGUGUAAAAGUGCCAAAAUAGUGAAGGGGGCUGUUGUCAAAGAAGAAGUCGAAAAAGAAAGUGUGCCUGUGGUUUCUUCUGGUAAAGUUGCCAAAAAAGUAGUGAAAGGAGCUACCUCUGGAAAGUUAGGGAAAGUUGCAAAAGUGCAUAUCGUUGAAGAAGACCAAGAAGAGAAAAAAGAAGAAGUGGAAGUCCCAUCUGGUAAGGUGACCAAAAAGGCAUCAGGGAAGGUCGGGAAAGUAGUUAAAGGACAUGUCGAAGAGAACAUUGAAGAAAAGAUUGAAGUGUCUCAGCCAACAGGAAAAGUGACUAAGAAGACAACAGGAAAGAUCGGUAAAGUGGCUAAAGGACACGUCGAAAAAAAUGUUGAGGAGCCAGAAGAAGAGGUUUUAGUACCAACAGGGAAAGUUGUCAACACACACACACAAGUCGGUAAAGUAGUGAAGCGGUGCGUUGUUGAAGAAGAGCCCGAGGCCGAAGAAGUUAAAGUUGAAGCGCCAAAUAUAAGUGGAAAAGUUGGGAAACGAGUAACUAGUGGAAAGGUGUGUAAAGGACAAACCAAGGUGUUAGAAGAAGCCUCGUCUCAAGUUUCUGCUAUUGGAAAAGUAGCAAAAAAAGUAUCCGGGAAGCUUGGGAAAGUAGUGAAAACAAUUGAAGAAGUCGAAGAAGAGGACCUUCCAUCACCUGGGAAAAACGUGAAGAGCGCAGCAGUGCCAAAGCGUGUGAAAAGAAAAAAAGUGACUGAGUUUGAAGAAGUGAAAAACUUUAAGACGUUUACUAUGGAAUAUGACAAUUACAAAGAGUCUGACGUAUCAGAAGAGUGA